Messenger RNA from Coccomyxa subellipsoidea C-169, 999 nucleotides. RefSeq lists its product as hypothetical. The transcript is spliced from 6 exons. The record is from RefSeq and is a predicted model, not a curated record. NCBI's taxonomy places the organism in Eukaryota, Viridiplantae, Chlorophyta, Trebouxiophyceae, Coccomyxaceae. The coding region runs from base 1 to 999 and encodes 332 amino acids.
AUGUCCGAGAUGAUGGUGUGCCGCCCCCUGCACUGCUCCGCUCGUAAAGACACGCCUCUGGAGUGCGCUUCAGUCUCUGAACAGGAACGUCAGCACAAAGGGUUUGCCGCUAACGCCGUGCAUAUUCUGCACGCCUACACCGUGUUCUCUCAGAAUAAUGGCACCCUGUACUUGAACAGCACAGAAUUUCAGUACAAGUGCGCCAACGAGGGGGGCUGGCAUGACUUCUUUGAUUUCUCUUCUACAAAUGGCAGCAUGGCCAAGUACAGCGCGGAGGCAGAGCAGCAGGAACCCUGUGCCAGAUACACAUUCCAUGAUGUGGACCUCAUGCUCCACAACAUGAAAUAUGACUGGUUCUCGAUCGAUACAGCAGCGGCCAAAAAGGUGUGGACAUUCACAAAAUGGGUCCAGGACGAGUUGGACGCCGUGCUUGAGGAGCUGGCUCAGAUGCCUGCACCGAGGAUGGGUUUCCACAUUCGCGGCGGCGACAAGCUCUCAGAGGAUGUCCAGCUGUCUCGAAUGACAACGCGGCCCGAGGACUUUGUCACAAACUUGGCAGAAGCCUUUCCUGAUUUGAAGGGUGGGACAUGCAUAAUGGUUGGGGAUGACCAGGAGUGGAUAGCUCAAGCCAGCAAAAUAGCUGCAGCCACGUUUGGAUGCAAGCCGUUCUCGAAGACUCUUUUUCACAUUCCCACUGGUGGCUCGCACGACCAGGAGACCUUCAAUCACGAAAAUUUUGAGACCAAGUGUGCCGGGACGCUGCAGUUUCUAGUGGACAUAGAGUUCUUGAACCAUGCAGACUACUUUGUGGGCACUACAAACUCCGGCCUGCCCCACAUAGUGGAUGUGCUGCGCUUUGCUGUAUACAACAAGGACAGAAGCACGUUCGUGGAUGCCUCCUUUCGGCACCAGGACUGGUACUCGCGCAUGCGGCGCUUCUGGCAGUCCAAGGGCCCACAGCCCAAACGGCGACUCUUGAGAAGCCUUUGGAGAACCUGA